Molecule: messenger RNA, 1425 nt
Organism: Misgurnus anguillicaudatus (oriental weatherfish)
Lineage: Eukaryota; Metazoa; Chordata; Actinopteri; Cypriniformes; Cobitidae
Source: RefSeq, a predicted model, not a curated record
UCUCGUUCUGCCCCAGAGGUACAGCUAUAUAUAUAUAUGUAUAUAUAACCCAUCCGAAGUACGUUCGGAUUUUGGCAUCCCUACCUCUGUUCCUGACUAUUUUGGUGCGGUUUGCUUUAGCCAUGUCUCACACUGCUCUACAGGGAAGCAUGGGGAGUCGUUUUGCCACAGGAAUGAGCUCACACAGAAUUUAUCUGUUUGAGAACGAGAAUUUCCAAGGGCGCAUGAUGGAGCUGAAUGGAGAGUGUCAAAAUAUCUGUGAGGGGUUAAACCGAGUGGGAUCCAUCAGAGUGGAGUGUGGGCCAUGGGUAGGUUAUGAUCAACAGAAAAUGUCUGGUGAGAUGUUCAUUUUGGAGAAAGGAGAAUAUCCACGCUGGGACACUUGGUCAAAUAGUUACCGCUCUGAUCACCUGAUGUCUGUGCGUCCUGUUCGAAUGGACCCGAAAGACCAUAACAUCUGUCUGUAUGACUGUGUGAACUUUGAUGGUCGUAAGAUGGAGGUUUCUGAUGAGGAUGUCCCAAGUUUGUGGUGUUAUGGCUUCCAGGACAAAGUAGCAAGCGUCCAAGUAAAUGGUGGAACGUGGGUUGGAUAUCAGUACCCUGGUUACCGUGGAUACCAGUACCUGCUUGAGUGUGGAUCCUAUAAGCACUGGAACGAAUGGGGCGCCAGUUUCCCCCAGAUCCAGUCUGUGCGUAGAGUAAGAGACAUGCAGAUGCAUCACAGAGGAUGCUUUGAGAUGAAGGCAUAAACAAUAACAGCAAGUUACAACAGCAUAAACAGGUGGAUACAUCAAAGUCCUGCAGGAAGAACCAUUGUGAAAUGUAAUCUUCAAAGAGCUGCUCAGUGAUGAUGAACUCCAUUAGCAUGUGUUGUGUUGUGUUAUGGCAUGCAUGUGUUUACCACAAGGCACAACCUUAUUUACAAAGACAUUUAAUGUUUAACCUCUUAUAGUAAAAUCAUCAAACAGGAGAAUAGUUCUUAUGUGCAGCUUUUAUGCGAUGCUUUGUUUAAUAGUUUUACUUUAAUUUAUACAGCCGUUCUUUUCUCAACCCCCUUUUAUGAUUUUUUUAGAUCUGUUUUAACUUUAUUAUUAUUUUACCUUUAUUUGAUCCAAUGAUGAUUUUUAAACCUGCCAUAAAGGAACUUAACUCCUUCUUAAUCCAACCUUUUUAAGAAAUAUUCACUUGACAUAACAUAGCCCAACCUGCUUCUAGUUGUUAACAUUUACACUUCAUAAAUGUGAUGAUCCUUUACAGAGGAAGUACUGCAUUUUAAUUGCAUCCCUCCCAUAAACACAUUUUGAACCCACAUUAUUUCUGACUAUAGAGGUGAUCCUGUCACACUUUUCUCAGGGAUGCUGGCAUCUAACACAUUUCCAACAACCAGAAAUAAACAAUUUCAAAAGCACAAUUGUUGUAGAUAUU